UCUGCUCGGCCGCCGGUUCCGGAGGAGGGCUGGAGCCGGCUGGGUGGGUGGGGGAAGUGCGGCUGGUAACCUGGCAGCCGCCGAGAGAGAGAAGAUUAUAAAUGCCAGAGCCAUUUAAAUGAUGGUUAGCUGUUGAAUUCUGACACUUCCUUAAAUACCUUCUUGCACCAACAUCUUCAGUGCGAAGAGUUCAGGAAAAGUAGCAGAGGGCAGGAGAGACAACAGUUACAUGUACCAUGGCUAUACCAAUAACAGUACUUGACUGUGAUCUCUUGCUAUAUGGCCGAGGUCACCGGACAUUGGACCGCUUUAAGCUGGAUGAUGUGACAGAUGAAUACUUGAUGUCCAUGUAUGGGUUUCCUCGACAGUUCAUUUAUUACUUGGUGGAGCUCUUGGGGGCGAGUCUUUCUAGACCUACUCAGAGAUCCAGGGCUAUUAGCCCAGAGACACAGAUCCUUGCAGCACUGGGCUUCUAUACCUCAGGUUCCUUCCAGACUCGGAUGGGAGAUGCUAUUGGAAUCAGUCAGGCAUCUAUGAGUCGAUGUGUUGCCAAUGUCACCGAAGCGCUUGUGGAAAGAGCUUCGCAGUUCAUCCGCUUUCCAGCUGAUGAAGCCUCCGUGCAGGCUCUGAAGGAUGAAUUCUAUGAGUUGGCAGGGAUGCCAGGGGUCAUAGGGGUGGUUGACUGUAUCCAUGUGGCAAUCAAGGCACCAAAUGCUGAAGACCUUUCCUAUGUGAACCGCAAAGGUCUUCAUUCUUUAAACUGCCUCAUGGUGUGUGACAUCAGAGGGGCACUGAUGACUGUGGAGACAAACUGGCCGGGGAGUCUCCAGGACUGUGCUGUGCUACAGCAGUCUUCUCUCAGCAGUCAGUUUGAAGCUGGGAUGCACAAAGAGAGCUGGCUGCUUGGUGACAGUUCCUUCUUUCUCCGCACCUGGCUUAUGACCCCACUUCACAUUCCUGAAACUCCAGCCGAAUAUCGCUAUAAUAUGGCCCAUUCUGCAACUCACAGUGUGAUUGAGAAGACUUUCCGAACCCUCUGCUCCCGAUUCCGCUGCCUGGAUGGAUCCAAGGGGGCACUGCAGUACUCACCGGAGAAGUCCAGCCACAUCAUCUUGGCCUGCUGUGUCCUCCACAACAUCUCCCUGGAGCAUGGGAUGGAUGUCUGGUCCUCUCCAGGGACAGGACCUGUGGAACAGCCUCCCGAGGAAGAGUACGAGCACAUGGAGUCCUUGGAACUGGAGGCUGACCGUAUCCGUCAGGAGUUGACGCUCACUCACUUCAGCUAAUGUGGAAGGUGGGGAGGAGGGGGCCUUUCCAGAAGGAGCUGUGACAAACUUUCCCCCUCACCACCCCCUACACAGUUCCAUCAUCUAGCAUGACUGAGCGUGUGGACACUUGUCACAAGCUGACAUUUAAUCUGCGUGUUUUAGAAAGGUUGAGGCUAGGCCAGAAUAUCUCGAUUCAUUUGCAACUUUAUUAACUAAACCAAAACCUCCGAGACAACAGUUCUCUACUAUCCAUUGAACACCAGGUUAGCACCACUCACUCAUUUGGAAAUUCCCUGGUUACAGACAUUUAUAUCGUGCUUACAAAAUCAAAGCAAAGGGAAAAAUAGCAUCUAGACAGCCAGAACACUUUGUUUCAGUUAUCUAGAGAUUUCAAAAGAAAACAAUAUCUGUCCUGAAAAAUUUGGAUGGUAUUUUAGCUUUUCUACUUUACUACCUAUAUAGGCAUAAUCUGAGGCAAGUGUGAAGAGUAAAUUUCAGUUGGGAAAUAGUCUUCUGACAUAAAUAAAUGGCUACUAAUGUGA
Messenger RNA from Physeter macrocephalus (sperm whale), 1810 nucleotides. It is a transcript of the gene HARBI1, whose product is annotated as harbinger transposase derived 1. The transcript is spliced from 3 exons. The record is from RefSeq and is a predicted model, not a curated record. Lineage: Eukaryota; Metazoa; Chordata; Mammalia; Artiodactyla; Physeteridae. Bases 237 to 1286 code for a protein of 349 amino acids.